AUCAUCUCAAACUUCGGCGUCGAUGUUCUGGAGGCGCUCUCGGGCACCUGCACCCUCUACAGCCGCCGCCGCAUCGGCGCCGCCCAGCUGGUGUGCGAUGCCUUCAUUGCCGUCCUGCUGGUCACGGCGCACGCGGCGGUGCUCAUGUGCGAGGCGAUCCUGUUCUCGGUGGCCAUGAACAGCGCGCGGCACGCGCUGCUGGCGCUGCUGAUCGCGGCCAACUUUGUGGAGCUCAAGGGGCAGGUGUACAAGAGGACGGACACCAGCAAGCUGUGGACGCUCGCCUGCAUG
This is a messenger RNA of Monoraphidium neglectum, 291 nucleotides long. RefSeq lists its product as hypothetical. Lineage: Eukaryota; Viridiplantae; Chlorophyta; Chlorophyceae; Sphaeropleales; Selenastraceae. The transcript has a single exon. The annotation marks the transcript as partial. Gene Ontology annotation, cellular component: endoplasmic reticulum membrane. The record is from RefSeq and is a predicted model, not a curated record. Gene Ontology annotation, biological process: maintenance of protein localization in endoplasmic reticulum.